AUGGACGCUGAAAAGACUGCGCGCCAUUUGCAGUUCGUCAGCAAUCUGACUGGAGGUAGCAUUUUGGAAUUAACUUGUCUGCUGAUUAUACCAUGCGCCCUCGGAUACUUACGUGUUCUCAUCGACCACCUCUAUCCAAGAGUGACCUCCAAGAUACCGCCGCUCAUACGGGACUUUCUGCUGGUCAUCGCAGUCUUCGUUCUGCCUGUUACAUUACUCUCCGACUACAUCUUUGAAAUGACGGUGAUUGCCUGCACAACAGCGGUCCUUCUCUACGGUCAUGCUCGAAAUGGGAAGUUUCCCCCACCAUUUCCUGAGCCUCUGUACGUUUGGCGCCGAGCCCUUCGUGCCUAUAUCCUCCUUUACACCUGUGUAUGCAUAUAUGCCGUGGAUUUCCCGCUAUUUCCGCGCCAUUUGGCUAAGACGGAGGCCCAUGGUGUCUCGCUGAUGGACGUAGGUGUGGGCCUGAUCUCGGUUUCCUGCGGCAUCGCUAAUGUGCCCUUCGUGUACUUCUGCCGCACUUCUGCGCGCUCUUACGCCUCCAUGUCCUCCGUGAUCAUGUCGACGGUCAUUCUAGUUCUCAUGGGGGCUUCACGCACUGUGCUAGUCAAACUGCUGGGUUAUCCGGAGCACGUGACAGAGUACGGUGUGCGCUGGAAUUUCUUUAUCACCAUGGCUGUUCUUCGUUUUGCUGGUUUUCUCGUAGGCGGUCUGCUGUCACGCCUGUCAAACUUCGCCGCAAUGAAUGUCCUCUGGUUGCUAUCAAUCACGCCGGAGUUCUCUGCUGCUUGCAACGCCGAGCGUCUUGUCUCCCUGCCGGGUUACUUUGCUCUCUACCUCUGGGGCAUGUUGUUAGGCUUCUUGGUUGAUGUUCAUUUGGCGCAGGCUGUCAGUUCUGACAAAUACAAGUUUUUGGCUGUGCAGGAGGAGGAAACGUGGUUCGUUUAUGCUUCUUUACCUUCAGCUACUUUACGUUUUGUUAAAAAGAUUGGAAGCAUUGAUACGGCUCAAGUAAGCUAA
This is a messenger RNA of Dibothriocephalus latus, 1020 nucleotides long. The record is from the annotation of a GenBank genome assembly. Lineage: Eukaryota; Metazoa; Platyhelminthes; Cestoda; Diphyllobothriidea; Diphyllobothriidae.